AUGGGGGACAUUUAUCAAGUUUUAGAAGAUGCCUGCAGUUCCAUACAUCAUCUCUCUGGAUCUUCGGGAAGUGUUUCCAGUCUAAAUUAUCCAUCAAACUAUGAGAACAGUAAAGCAUGUGCAUGGGAGAUCACAGUUCCUGAUAAUAAAGUUGUCCAUUUUUGGUUUGAGGAGUUCCAUGUGGAAGCCAGCACAUUAUGCAGCGAAGAUCAUGUCACCAUAGAGGAUAAUGUUGGGGUCUUGGGUACAUACUGUGGGCAUACUCUUCCCAAUCCGAUAGUAUCAGUCGGGAACAGAAUUUUUGUGACAUUCAUCACUAAUAGUGAAAACAGUGACAAAGGAUUUCAUGCUAAGUAUGAAGCUGUUGAUCCCAAAGAUAUAGCAGAUAUUGUGGGAGGUGGAGGAUUUUUAGAUGGCAACAUAGGAGAGUUUCAGUCCCCGAGUACAUAUAACAACAAGAAUUAUGGCAUGUACCAGUGGAGAAUUUCAGUUGAUGCUGGCUAUAAAGUAAAACUGUCCUUUACAAGAUUUGACUUAGAACUUCCAGGACCAGCUGGUUGCAAUGAAGUGGUUGAAAUUUUUGAUGGUGAAAGAAAAGGAUCUCAGAAACUGGGACAGUUUUGUGGAAAAGAAAUCCCAGAUCCUGUGGGCACUACCUCAAAUUCAGUGGUAGUUCGUUUUAAAGCAAAUCAACAGGGUGUACGAGGAUCAUUCCAAGCUAAAUACAUUGCAUUUGAAGGAGGUGUUAUUCCAACGGAAACCCCAUCUUUUAUUGAUUCCGGUUGUGGAAGUAAUGCUCUGCAACAAGGUCGCAAAGGUUUUAUUCACUCCAUGAAUUACCCUGAUACCUAUCCAGCUAAUCUCACCUGCAGCUGGAAUAUCUCUGUUACCGAAGGAUGGCUUGUUAAACUGACAUUCAUCGACCUUGUCAUGGAUGGAGAAACAGGACAAUGUACUGGAGACAAGCUGGAAGUAUCUGACAGCUAUGAUAUGAUAGGCACUUACUGUGGAUUUUUUAAGCCUCCGGUGAUUAUUAGCUCUAGCAACAAGCUUUUCCUGAAAUUCUCCACAGACAAAAUGAUAACUGAUCGUGGUUUUGAGGUAAAAUGGGAAGAGGUCCAGCCUGAUGAUAUAGAAGAAAUCCAGUCUUGUGGCGGUGGCUUCACCGAGGAAAGUGGAGUAAUUAAAUCCCCAAACUGGCCAAAUAAUUAUGCCCCUAACAAAUUGUGUGUAUGGCAUCUUCAGGUGCCUGAAGGGAAACAGCUUAUAAUCAAUUUCACUCAUUUUGACCUGGAAGACACAGAUAUUAUAAGUAAGCAGUGUUAUGACUACGUGGCAGCAUAUGAAGAGAGCUCUGGGCAAAUCAUAAAAUACGGUCCUUUCUGUGGAACUACACUGCCAACUCGAAUCACUAGUAAUACUCCCACCCUCACAAUUCGCUUCUACAGUGACAUUUUCACAGAGUCAAAAGGUUUUAGAGCCUACUGGACCACCAAUCUCUUACAAGCACCUCCAACCGAUGCACCUCCAGCCCCCAAUCCAUGGGACAGUAUACAAAUAGAAUGGCCAGAUAAGUGUGGACAGCCCGCAUUUCCUCCCCAAAUUAAUUCUAGAAUUGUCAAUGGAGAACCCGCAACACCUCACACCUGGCCUUGGCAAGUGUCCAUGCAGGUGUGGCCAAGUUCACGAAAUGAAACCAUUUUCUUUCACACAUGUGGGGGCACUCUCAUCCACAAGCACUGGGUCCUCACCGCAGCCCAUUGCUUCAUUAAUUACGUAGAUGAACUCUAUCGCUGGCAAAUGUGUGUUGGGAAGCACAACUUAACUUUUGUUGAGCCUACAGAAAAGUGCUACAAGAUUCUUGGUAUCUACCGUCAUGAAGGGUUUGUUUAUCCAGAAAUACCAGCUUUAGAGUUUGACAUUGCUUUGGUAAAGCUAGAUGGAGAAGUGGUGGCCAAUGACUAUAUCGAUUUUGCUUGUCUGCCACCACCUAACCAGGUUCUACCUGCAAGUUAUCGUUGUCAUGCUACUGGAUGGGGAGAUGAGACAGGAAAUUCACUGGCACCAAAAGCCGCAGAAGCAUUAAAUCAGGUGGCACUACCUGUUAUUGCAUAUGAAGUCUGCAAAACACCCCAAUAUUGGUGGUUCCAAAUAAAGGAGUCAAUGAUCUGUGCUGGCUAUGUUCUUCCAGAUGAGUUAAAGUCUGUGUGUCAGGGGGAUUCAGGAGGACCACUGGUUUGCCCAUCUACAAAGAGCAGCUCAAUGUGGGAAGUUCAUGGAAUCACCAGUUUUGGAGCCAUAGGUUGUAUUAUGGACAAGAAACCCAGUGUUUUCACCCGUUCAUCUGCUCACCUUGACUGGAUAGAUAAUGUCAUCAAAAAGGAUAUAUAUGAUACUUACUCAUCUGGUUGUGGAAGUGCCAUGGAUCUAAGUGACAGAAUCGGGGAGUUUACUUCUAUGGGAUAUCCAUCCACAUACAGGAAUGAUGGCCGCUGUGUUUGGAAUAUUGCUGCCCCAGCUGAUAAAGUCAUCCAUUUGCAUUUCAACAGCUUUGGUCUUGAGGAAAGUGGAACCUGCAACAAUGACAGGGUUGAGAUAUCAGAUGAACUUGGCAGUGUUGGUGCCCACUGUGGAGACUAUGUACCAGCUGAUCUAGUUAGUUUCAGCAACAAGUUAUCUGUGAAGUUCAGAUCCAACGCCAGGUUGGUAGAUGUUGGAUUUCACGCAUCCUGGCAAUUUGUGGAUCCAUCUUUAAUACAGAGUAUUGCAACGUGUGGAGGACAUUUCCACUCCGACAAAGGAGAGUUUAUGUCUCCAAACUGGCCAAAUUCUACUUAUCCAAGUAGUAAAGCUUGCACAUGGAGAAUAACAGUUGACCCCAGCAAAAAUAUCCACAUUGUCUUUACGAAUUUCAACCUACAGGCUGCAAACUUCACAGGAAGUUGUUUGGAUUUUGUGGAAGUUUUUGACGGAGAUAAAUCUGGGGCAACAAAACUGGGCCACUUCUGUGGUACAACAUUACCAAACACUCUAAAUACAACAGGGAAUACUGCUGUUAUUAAAUUUGUCAGCAAUCAUAUACAGAAUGCCAGAGGCUUCUAUGGAUAUUGGACAACUAAUCUAACUGACAUCCCAACCAUACAAGUGACUCAGCCCAAACCAUGGGAUAGCGUUAUCAUAGACUGGCCUGCGCACUGUGAUCCACAAUUCAUACCGACCAUACCCAAUGACUCUUUACAUCUGAACUGGCAUGCUUCUAUACAGACGCAGUCCAGGCCAAAUCCCCAAUUUGAACAUAGAUGUGCAGGGUCACUAAUACAUUCAGAGUGGAUUCUUCUACCUGCUCAUUGUAUAGACACUGCCCAGAAGAUUAAUUCAUUAAGGGUCUGCUUUGUAUCAGAUUCUACUGAGACAUGUGUUGGAACUGAUGCUUUUAUCAGACACGAUGACUUUGUAUAUUCUCAGGACAAUGCCUAUUUUCAUGAUAUAGCCCUAUUACACCUCUCAGAUAAGGUGUCCAAUAUACAGCCUGUCUGCUUGCCAUAUGCUGAGAAGAUUGUUUCAUCUGGAGAGAUUUGCUAUUGGGCAGGCUGGGAUGCUGCUGAGACAGGAGGAGCAAUUACCAAUAAAAAAUUUCAGGUGCCAAUACCUAUUAUGCCCUAUGAAACUUGCAGUCAGGCCGGUUUUUGGCAGAAUGAAUUAACUGUAUCCAUGGUUUGCGCUGGAUUUGAAUCUCCAGAAAGAUUAAAGUCUACUUGCAAGAGCGGGGCUGAAGGAGCACUGAUCUGCCAAUCUGCUUCAAACUCUGUUUGGGAAGUUCAAGGAAUCACAAGUUUUGGACCUAAUAAUUGUCUUGUGGAAAGGAAACCUCAGGUCUUCACCAGAGUAUCAGCCUACAGAGAGUGGGUUGAAGACAACAUAAAAAAAUACAGUUACAAGAAAAACACUGCAUAAACAUACUAUUUGGACUAUUUAAGAUACGACACACAUAAGAUCUUAAUGCUUAUGUUAUUAUGUAGGGUAUUCUGAUAAUUGUAAACGGGACUCGUAUGUAUCUCAUUUGCAAAAUAAACAAUAUUGGCAUAUUUGAUUUUCAAACAAUACCCUUUAUUUGUCAUGACUCAUUAAAUACUUUAAGUUAAAG
Molecule: messenger RNA, 4144 nt
Organism: Hyla sarda
Lineage: Eukaryota; Metazoa; Chordata; Amphibia; Anura; Hylidae
Product: ovochymase-2-like
Exons: 25
Coding region: 1-3954 (1317 amino acids)
Biological process (GO): proteolysis
Molecular function (GO): serine-type endopeptidase activity
Source: RefSeq, a predicted model, not a curated record